ACAGAUCUCAAAUGGACGCGUACUUGCUAUAUCUCCUUCAUUUGUUCGCUUGUUCGCUUAUUCGCUUAUUCGCCCUAGCAUCUCGAUCGGCGACGAGAAGACCUCUGGCAGCAUUUCCGAACUCCGGCAAAUCAGAAUUGCAAGGGAAGGUUUACAAGCUUCUAGUUAGGGAAGUGAAAUGGCUGCCCACAAGGUUGCGCAUGCCACCCUGAAAGGACCAAGUGUGGUAAAGGAGAUAAUUAUUGGACUCACACUUGGCUUGGCUGCAGGUGGCCUGUGGAAGAUGUAUCACUGGAACGAGCAGAGGAAAACGAGGGCAUUCUAUGACUUGCUAGAGAAAGGUGAGAUCAGUGUUGUUGUAGAAGAAUAAAUUCUUCCCCAGCUGCUGUGAUGAUUUGAUACGCACUUUUAUUGGUAUCCCUAUGUAAUGUUCCCCUUGCUUGGCUCCUCUUGAAUCUGGAAUUGGAGCAUACUCAGUUUGGGUUACUGAAUAAAUAAGUUAUUUUGGUUUUUAGAACUUUCUGGUUUCUAUGUAGACCACUGUUGCUUGAGAGAGCUUUAAAACUUUCUGGUUUUUUGCGGGUCGCAUUUA
Messenger RNA from Cornus florida, 592 nucleotides. Its product is annotated as probable cytochrome c oxidase subunit 5C-3. Lineage: Eukaryota; Viridiplantae; Streptophyta; Magnoliopsida; Cornales; Cornaceae. The record is from RefSeq and is a predicted model, not a curated record. Bases 179 to 370 code for a protein of 63 amino acids. The transcript has 2 exons.